UACAUGAGGAAACAUACUGUUGAAUAUUGCUUCAUAUUGCACUCUGGCUUGCAAACAAUAUCCAUAUAAAUGACUAUUUGAUUUGUUCCUGGCAUGCGCAAUUUCAGCUUUAUACAAGGAAGGACUCUAGGAUCUAAAAAUGUGAUGCCUACUAAUUACACAAAGGAAAAUAAGUGAUUCUAAACAAUCAAGAGAGUGAUUGAAAUUAUUUUGAGACAAAGACAGAGUCUAACACUUCACCAAUAAAUCAAACCUAUUGAAGGCAUCCGCAAUAUGUCUUUAUCCAAGUGCUAUACCUCUACACCAGAAACAACAAACACUGCUCGAUUGGCUAGGCUUAUACUUGGUCCAUGUACUGAUGUGUUACGGGACAUUCUAAAGACUGAAAUGUUACCAUCUGAUUUGUCAAGAAAGGUAAAAGAAUUUACAGACAAACUUUUACAUGGACAAAGAAAUCCUCUCAACAAAACACAAUCCGAGAUAAUUUUCCCCAAACCGACAAAUCAAUACAGUGGUGAUUAUUCAGACUUAGACAUAUCUUUAUUAUAUUUACUUCUACGCAAUGUGUGUAAAAUAGCACCUCAUUCCAAAGGUUGGGGAGAGAUUCCCAAUCCCGGAGACAGAAGCGUGGCCGCCAACAUUGAAAGAAUUCGCCUCAUUAGAAACCAGUAUUACGGACAUUCAGCUGACCUUUCUCUAUCCGAGUCAGAAUUUAGACAGGAAUGGCGAAACAUCCGGGAUAUUGUGGUGGAGCUAGAGCGACACGUAGGAGAAACCACGGUUUAUCAGGAUGCUGUCAACAUGAUAAAAACCUGCUCCAUGGACCCAGAACAAGAGAAAAAAUACAUAGAUUUACUUGGAGAUAUCAGAGAACUUCAUAUCACUGUGGAUGAUCUUUCGAGUAAUAUGCGGAUUAUGCAAAGAAAUUUGGUGCUUCAUGGUAAAUAUCUCAUGAUAUGAUGAUCGUAUAAAUGGAAUGAUCACUACAGGAAAUCCAAUCCAAGACUUGCAAGAAAAAUCGGUAAGAUAAUAUUUAAAAAAAAAUAGAUAUUUGGAAAAUGGCUGGGUAUUUCAUAUCUUAAUAUUCCAUGUUAAUAUACCUCAUAUAAAUAAUCACAAUUAAAGAGGAAUCUGACUGGCUAAGGCAGUCACGUGGCCGUCGUGUUCGCCCUGCAACAAAACUUCGUGUUUCCCGCAUUCGGUUCACCUCGGCUGACUACACUAUCCUGCAUCUAGAUGUAGUACGCCGAGGUGUGCAGAACGUGUUUCACAUCAUGUUCCACAAUUGUGACGCCACAAUGCGGCAAAUGCGAUGAUUAGUACUGCUCGAAUUCGAUUGUUUAAUUCUUUCAUUAAUUAUGUCGAUAUAAAAUUGUAAAAUAUAAAUAGUUAGAAAACUUGUAUUUCCAUGAGGAAGGAUAUGGAAAUAACGAAUUGUAUUCAAUCUCAAUAUACAAAAUAAGAGCAGAGCAAACACGAACCUCCGAAACAUCAGAAGUGGGAU
Saccostrea cuccullata (small rock oyster) is the source of this 1504-nucleotide messenger RNA. RefSeq lists its product as uncharacterized. Bases 274 to 960 code for a protein of 228 amino acids. The transcript has 4 exons. Lineage: Eukaryota; Metazoa; Mollusca; Bivalvia; Ostreida; Ostreidae. The record is from RefSeq and is a predicted model, not a curated record.